AUGGCUGCCCCUUCCCAGCAGCCAUCUUGGGCCCCCGGCCACAGCCAGGAGGCUCAGCUGCUGGCCACCCUCAGCCAUGGCACGGUGGCCCUGUGUCUCCUCUACUACACCCGCCUGCAGCGAGGGCGGCGCUUGCGCGAAGCUGCCCGCCGGCAGCGGAUUGCCCGCCACCACCGGGCCCAGGCCCGGUCACGCCAACGCUUUGCCUUGCUGUGGCUCUGCCGGAUGCUGGUGCGAUCCCCUGGCACGGACGGGCUUUGCCAGGAGGCGGGCGGCGGAGGGGGCGGCCUGCCAUGCUUGCUACGUGAGCGGCGCUUGUGGAGCAAGGCCCGGAGCUCGGCCUUCUGGGAAACCGUGCGAGCCAAAGCGUUCAGCCCCUGGGAGUGGGUUGAGAACUUCCGCGUGGCUCCCGGCACGUUUGACUACCUCUGUGCCCAGCUGCGAAACGCCAUUCAGCGCCGGGACACAAACAUGCGCCGGGCCAUCCCAGCCGACGUGCGCCUGGCCAUGACCCUCUGGCGCCUGGGAGCCUGCACAGAGUACCGGGCUGUGGAGCAGCUCUUUGGUGUGUCACGCUCCACUGUCUGCAAGAUCCUGCGUGAUGUCUGCGAAGCGGUCGUGGGUAUCCUGACACCGUUGUAUGUGCGUCCUCCUGACCCUGCCGAAGUGGCCGCGGGGAACGGCUUUCCCUUGCCCCAGCUGGCCGGUGUCUUGGGAUCCCUCCACGUGCCCAUCCGGGCACCCAAUGAAAACGCUGCUGGUUAUUACAACCGCCACGGCUGGCAUUCGGUGGUUGUGCAGGCUGCGGUUGAUUCUCGUGGUUGUUUCUGGGAUAUCAACGUUGGCUGCCCUGGGAGGGUGAUGGAGCCCCAAGUCUUGUGCACGUCUGAGCUGUAUCAACGAGCCCAAGAGGGCGAUCUCUUCCCAGGAGCAUCCCAAGUGGUCAGGGGAGUCCAGGUCCCUGUCUACCUGCUGGGCAGCUGCUCAUACCCUUUCCUCCCAUGGCUCAUGCGCCCCUAUCGCAACGAGGUUCUGACGUCAGCCCAGCAACGCUUCAAUGAGUAUGCAGCCGCCGCACGGACGGUAGUCGGUGUGGCCUUUGGACGCCUGCGUGGGCGCUGGCGCUGCCUCACCAAGCGCAACGAUACAGACGUCUCCUUUCUGCCAACCCUCAUCGCUGCCUGCUGCACCCUCCACAACGUCUGCGAGGCUCGGGGUGACGCCUUCCAGUCAGGUUGGAUGGAAGAGGAGGAAGAGCAACCGGAGGAACAUCCGUUCGAUGACGGUGAGGAGGAAGACGAGGAGGCAGUGGAGAUCCGGGAUGCGCUGGCUUCAGCAUUGAGGGGCUGA
Messenger RNA from Euleptes europaea (tarantolino), 1350 nucleotides. RefSeq names its product putative nuclease HARBI1. The transcript has a single exon. NCBI's taxonomy places the organism in Eukaryota, Metazoa, Chordata, Lepidosauria, Squamata, Sphaerodactylidae. The record is from RefSeq and is a predicted model, not a curated record. Bases 1 to 1350 code for a protein of 449 amino acids.